Messenger RNA from Aspergillus saccharolyticus JOP 1030-1, 1810 nucleotides. RefSeq names its product putative diacylglycerol O-acyltransferase (DgaT). The transcript has 4 exons. NCBI's taxonomy places the organism in Eukaryota, Fungi, Ascomycota, Eurotiomycetes, Eurotiales, Aspergillaceae. The coding region runs from base 194 to 1717 and encodes 507 amino acids. The record is from RefSeq and is a predicted model, not a curated record. Gene Ontology annotation, cellular component: endoplasmic reticulum membrane. Gene Ontology annotation, biological process: triglyceride biosynthetic process. Gene Ontology annotation, molecular function: diacylglycerol O-acyltransferase activity.
AUUUCUUAGCCUUUAACCGCAGGUGGGAUCCUCCAGCCUGUGAUUUGCCUUUGAGUCUCUGCGAUUGCCACUGAUCUGGGACGAUUCUUUCACUCAGACAUCCCUCGCCUCUUAGCCGUCAUUGACUCCCUAGAUUGAGAUGCGAGCUUACCGGAUGAGUUAAGGGUUCGGACUUCUCGCCACGACUCCAUCCAUGCAUUCCGCUGAAGAGGUUUCUGACGCUACAGGUGCGGUGAGCACCGGUAGUGACGACCCUCUUUCGUCGUCCGCGACUACAAACAGACAGACAAUUACAAAUGGCACCAAUGGCACAGGGAGCACAUUGGGCGUCAAGAAAGAGAAGAAGAGAAGCAAGUAUCGACAUGUAGCAGCAUAUCAUGCCAAGGUGCGGCACUCCAGUCUCACGCGCGAGCCCAAUGUCACGGCGAGCUUCCUCGGCUUCCGCAAUUUGAUGGUGAUCGUCCUAGUGGCAAUGAACCUUCGACUCAUCAUUGAGAACUUUAUGAAAUAUGGCGUACUCAUAUGCAUCAAAUGUCAUGACUACCGCAAGCAGGACGUGGUUUUAGGAUCAAUUCUCUUCGCCCUCGUACCGUAUCAUCUUUUCAUCUCCUAUCUUAUUGAGUUGGCUGCAUCGAAGCAGGCAAAGCAGGUGAUUGGACAAAGAAAGAAGAAUGGCUCAGUCGAGGCCGCCGAGCGCGAUCAGCGCACGUUCAGGCUUACCUGGUGGCUGUCUGCUAUCUUCCACUGCAUCAACACUCUCUUGAGUCUCGGAGUCACCAGUUUCGUGGUAUACUUCUACAUUCAUCACCCUGGGAUUGGCACUCUGUGCGAGCUGCAGGCUCUCAUCGUCUCGUUUAAGAUCUGCUCCUACGCAUUCACCAAUCGAGACCUGCGUGAGGCAAUGCUCAACCCAUCUAUGGAAUCGGCCCUCCCAGAAAUCUACUCGUCGUGUCCGUAUCCCCGCAACAUCACUAUCGGAAAUCUAAUAUACUUCUGGUUGGCCCCUACGCUAGUAUACCAGCCUGUUUAUCCGAGGUCAUCACACAUUCGGUGGUCCUUUGUGGCGAAGCGUUUAUUCGAGUUCAUUUGCCUGACCGUUUUCAUCUGGCUUCUCUCCGCUCAAUACGCUGCACCAGUUCUCCGAAACUCGAUUGACAAAAUCGCCGUGAUGGAUGUGGCGUCAAUUCUGGAGCGAGUAAUGAAGCUAUCUACCAUCUCCCUCAUAAUCUGGCUGGCCGGAUUCUUUGCUCUGUUCCAGUCUUUGCUGAACGCGCUAGCCGAGGUCUUGCGCUUUGGUGAUCGGGAGUUUUAUACCGACUGGUGGAACAGCGCUAGUCUCGGAGGGUACUGGCGUUCGUGGAACCGGCCUGUGUAUCUUUUCAUGAAGCGGCACGUUUUCUCCCCACUGGUUGGCCGGGGGUGGAGUCCGCUCGCAGCGAGUACAAUGGUGUUUCUGGUCUCCGCCGUUCUUCAUGAGAUGCUUGUUGGCAUCCCGACCCACAAUCUGAUAGGUGUUGCAUUCGCGGGGAUGAUGUUCCAGUUGCCACUGAUUGCUAUAACGGCCCCGUUGGAAAAGAUCAAGGGCCCCUCAGGCAGGGUGAUAGGAAACUCGAUCUUCUGGGUUAGUUUCUGCCUGGUCGGUCAGCCUUUGGGAGCUCUGCUGUACUUCUUUGCCUGGCAAGCGAAGUAUGGUAGUGUGAGCAAGAUGGGCAUGUAGAGCACUGUUCGAUUUGCUGUUGUCGGUUUUCUUCAAUACUUCAAAAGCUGUAAACGGGCUAGAGAAUAAGUUUGGUGUCUCUGCAAACUCCAA